UAUUGAGAGCAAACACGAAGUCACAAUCUUAGGAGGACUCAAUGAAUUUGUUGUGAAGUUUUACGGACCACAAGGAACACCGUAUGAAGGUGGAGUAUGGAAAGUUAGAGUCGACCUUCCUGAUAAAUACCCUUUCAAAUCCCCGUCUAUAGGAUUCAUGAAUAAAAUUUUCCAUCCCAACAUUGAUGAAGCGUCAGGAACUGUAUGUCUAGAUGUAAUCAAUCAGACUUGGACAGCUCUCUACGAUCUCACCAAUAUAUUUGAGUCGUUCCUGCCCCAGCUGCUGGCCUAUCCUAACCCUAUAGAUCCUCUAAAUGGUGACGCUGCAGCCAUGUACCUCCACCGACCAGAAGAGUACAAACAGAAAAUUAAAGAGUACAUUCAGAAAUAUGCAACAGAAGAAGCACUAAAAGAACAGGAAGAAGGCACCGGGGACAGCUCAUCUGAGAGCUCCAUGUCCGACUUCUCGGAAGAUGAGGCUCAGGAUAUGGAGUUGUAGUAAAAGAGGCAACCUGCUUUUCAGAGAGACUCUAAUUUCCUAACCAUGAGAAGCAGACUAUAAUAUUCAUAUUUAAACAAAGCAAUUUUUUUUAUUACUAAACAAGGUUUUUAUGAAUAAUAGCAUUGAGAUAUAUAUAUCACCCUUUAGAUCUUGAUUUUUUUCUUGGUCAUUUCUCGAACCCGAGGUGCAUAGCAUAUUCCCACAUUCCAUUUUGGUAGCAAUAUGCAGCCCGAAUGCAUGCAUUCAGAUUCCAUUUGGCCAAGUCAACUUGUGUGCUACUGAACUGUCAGCUAAAACAGCUGCCCUGGUAGGUAGGGAGUUAGCAAAAAAAGAUGUUUGCUUUCUGAUCGAUGUUUCCAAAGACACCACCUUGGAUGCUAACGUGGAACAGCGUUUUCGCAAAGUGUAAAAUCUGGGGGAUGAUUUACUAACCGUGUGUAGAUCAGACAGUGGAAUAAAAGGUGCUCCUUCAGGUCAACCUUGCUGAUCGUAUUUUAUGUGGAGUCACAUUUAAAAAAAAAAAGGAAAAAAAAAAUAAAAAACCACAAACAAUACAAAUGCAUGGAGCUAUUCAGAGCAUUGAAGCUUAAAAAUUUUGACUUGGAUUUUAAGUCCGUUUUUAUAUGUGGACUCCUGCCUGCCCUCCUGAACUGUAGGGACUGACAACCACUGGUCUAUUUGCUUUUGGGACUUUUGGAAGCCUUCAUCUGGAUGUUAUUCACUUUCUUGGGCUGGAUUACGAGCUGUUCCCU
This is a messenger RNA of Tauraco erythrolophus (red-crested turaco), 1254 nucleotides long. The record is from RefSeq and is a predicted model, not a curated record. NCBI's taxonomy places the organism in Eukaryota, Metazoa, Chordata, Aves, Musophagiformes, Musophagidae.